Messenger RNA from Paramecium tetraurelia, 1428 nucleotides. RefSeq lists its product as uncharacterized. NCBI's taxonomy places the organism in Eukaryota, Ciliophora, Oligohymenophorea, Peniculida, Parameciidae. Gene Ontology annotation, cellular component: spindle pole centrosome; spindle microtubule; AP-2 adaptor complex. The record is from RefSeq and is a predicted model, not a curated record. Gene Ontology annotation, molecular function: clathrin-cargo adaptor activity; protein kinase activity; ATP binding. The transcript is spliced from 7 exons. Gene Ontology annotation, biological process: protein phosphorylation; mitotic spindle organization; clathrin-dependent endocytosis.
AUGUGGCAUAAUGCAAAUUCUUUGCUGUCAAAUAUAACAAAUAGUUAAGAAAACACUAGAGGUUAUGAUUGUUUAGAGAAGAAACAAACAGUGGAGGAAGUUUUGGAGGAAGAAACGCGGAAUAAUUAUAGUGAGGAGGAAGAUAUGAAUAAGGAGUAGUCAAAAGAAUUUGAUCCUCGCGAAUGGAGUUUAAGUAGGUUUGAAAUGGGUCGUUAUUUGGGUAAUGGUAAAUUUGGACAUGUAUAUUUGGCGAGGGAGCGUGAGAAUAAAUUCAUAUUGGCUCUGAAGGUAAUCAGUAAGAGACAACUAAUUUUGUGUCAAUUAACAGGUUCAUUGACCAGAGAAGUGGAAAUUCUCAGUCAUCUGAGACAUCCAAAUAUAAUUGGAUUUUAUGGUUUUUUUUAGACUGAGAAGAGAGUGUAUUUGAUGUUGGAAUGGGCUCCUUUGGGGGAUCUUUAUGGGCUGAUGAAGAAGCAGACCAACAGAAGGUUUAGCGAAGAAAUGGCAUCCACAAUCAUUAAGUAAAUCACAAUGGCAAUUGGAUAUAUGCAUUCGAUGAAUGUGAUCCAUAGAGAUUUGAAACCAGAGAACAUCCUCUGUUUUCAUAAUGACAUCUUCAAGAUCUCUGAUUUCGGAUGGAGUGUACACACUCCUUCAAAUAAAAGGAGAACGUUAUGUGGUACUCUAGAUUAUUUAUGUCCUGAGAUGAUCAAUUACUAGACUCAUGACAAUCGAGUGGAUGUGUGGACUCUUGGUGUGUUGGCUUAUGAAUUGGUAGUAGGCAGACCUCCCUUUGAGUCUCGCAACGAGUAAGAUACAAAAAAGAGGAUUUUGAAUUUGAUAUUCCAAUUUCCCAAUUGGUGCAGCAAAGACUUUCAGAAUUUUACCUUCAAUCACUCAAAUAUUGAAUCAUCCUUGGAUCACAAAAUGACUCUAAUUUAUAUAUUAAUUAUUUAUUCAUUAGUGUAUUUUAAUCUAAUGAUCAGAUUCAUCUUACUUUAGAAUAGAUAGGGCAAAACCAGAUUGUCCAAGUGGUAUGUCUAUUACGAUGAUGCCGAAAAAAUCAAACUGCAAAAUGAGGUCCAUCGAUUGAUUGUCUGCAGAGACACCAAACACACCAAUUUCCUUGAAUUCAGGAAUUAUAAGAUCAUUUACAAACGUUAUGCUGGCUUGUUUUUUGCUUUGUGCGUUGAUGUCUCAGACAAUGAACUCACCAUGCUUGAAUUAAUACACCUUUAUGUUGAAGUCCUUGACAAAUACUUUGGAAAUGUCUGUGAAUUGGAUAUCGUCUUCAAUUUCAACAAAGCAUAUUCAAUUUUCGAUGAGAUGAUUAUCGGUGGAGAAAUUAUUGAAACCUCCAAGUAAGUCAUAAUUAAUGCUGUCAAGAAUAUUGAAUUAUUAGAUUGAUACAUUUUAAGCCAUUUAUUC